Messenger RNA from Homalodisca vitripennis (glassy-winged sharpshooter), 3289 nucleotides. Its product is annotated as zinc finger protein 622. Gene Ontology annotation, molecular function: zinc ion binding; nucleic acid binding. Gene Ontology annotation, biological process: ribosomal large subunit biogenesis. Gene Ontology annotation, cellular component: preribosome, large subunit precursor. The transcript is spliced from 3 exons. Bases 199 to 1344 code for a protein of 381 amino acids. NCBI's taxonomy places the organism in Eukaryota, Metazoa, Arthropoda, Insecta, Hemiptera, Cicadellidae. The record is from RefSeq and is a predicted model, not a curated record.
GAAAAGAGCACGAUCACUUGUCAUGUGGACUCGGGUGUUCGCUGAUUAACUGAUGGGAAGUCCCGUUUUUUUGUGUUGGUGACUAGUGACUGCCGACUGGUGUUGUAAUCUGUGAAAUGUGAAGCAAUUCUGUGUUUAGGUUAAGUGAGCUGUGAGAUUUUGUUACUCGUGAAGCUGUGAAUUUGAAAGGAGUUCAUUAUGAGUUCAAAAUUUACGUGCAUUACUUGUCGUGUUGCAUUUUUUGACUCUGAAGUCCAACGACAACAUUAUAAAACUGAUUGGCAUCGUUAUAACCUUAAAAGAAAAGUUGCAGAUCUGCCACCUGUCCCUGCCGAAGACUUUAAACUCCGAGUUUUAUUGCAGCGUGAACAAGACGAAGCCAAUGAAAAGAAUGACUCGGUUUAUUGUAAAGUAUGUCACAAAUCAUUUAAUUCUUCAAAAUCAUUUGAAAAUCAUUUAAAAUCGAAAAAACAUUUAGCACUUGGAAAGAAAUCACACGAAGACAAAGAUGUUGAACAGCUACAGCAGGAUUCAACCCAAAGUGAUAAUUCUCAUACUGUGAAAACUGAAUUUGUACCAUGCAGAAUUGCCUCAAAAUCUAGUUCAUCUGAAGAUGACUCUGACAUUGAAGAAGUUGAUUCUGAUGAAUGGAAUGAGGAAUUUAGUGAUAACAAUCCAAUUUUAAGGAAUGAUUGUCUAUUUUGUAAACAUCAUAGUGCGGCUAUGAUGAAAAACUUAAAGCACAUGACAUUGGCUCAUUCAUUUUUUGUGCCUGACAUUGAAUAUGUCACAGACAUGAAAAGGCUGUUGUGUUACUUAGGUGAAAAAAUUAUUCAAGGUUACAUGUGUCUUUGGUGUAAUGAUCGUGGAAAAGCUUUUCACUCAGCUGAAGCUGCACAACAGCACAUGAUUGAUAAAGGUCAUUGUAAAAUGCUCCAUGAAGGAGAGGCAUUGUUAGAGUACUCAGAUUAUUACGAUUACAGCUCGAGUUAUCCUGACAAUUUUGUAAAUAAUAGCAGUGGAUUAGAUGAUGAAGUGGAAAUUCCAGUCAUUGAAGAUGAAGACUCUCAACUCGUCCUUCCUUCUGGAACAGUCAUUGGCCAUAGGUCUCUUUUGCGUUAUUACAGGCAAAAUCCAAACCGUAUAAUUUUGGCAUGCAGGAAAAGUAUCAAACCCGUUCUAAUCCAGUAUAAAGCUCUUGGAUGGACCGAAACUGACAAGAAUGCUGUUGCAAGGAAAGCACGAGAUUUGAGGUUUAUGAGACAGGUCCAAUCCAAAUACAACAUGAAACUGGGAAUAAAAGCUAAUAGUUUGAGCAUCAAGAGACCUCAAGUUAACUAUUAAGCUAUAGCUAUUAAGUUAACUAUUUGAAGUUGACAUUAGAUUGUUAAAAAUCUAUUUAAAAAAAAAAAAAAAAAAACAUAUUAUAAAAUGUCAUACUUUGGUUUUGAUUUAGUUUCAAGUUUUGUUCUAUUAAGUUACUCUUAAAAGAUAUUGAUAUAUUCAACUUACCUCUAAAGCUAAGUGAGACCAUCAAUCUAAGAACACUCCCUCUAAUAAACAAUUUUUAAAGCAUUUAAUACAUUAUAAACUUGUUCUUAUUUUCCAUGAUCAUCAUACCAAGGUAAUUUGAAGUCUGUUCACCCCAAUGCUGCAGGAACUAUUAUCACGUGAUCAGGACACAAUGAGGAUAAAGCUGUGCGUUGUCUUACAAUCAACCAAUUUCUUAUGUCCAGUACUCUGAGAAACAUGACUGUAAAUCUUAGUUGUUAGGCUUAUAAGGCCAGUGUCAUGACUGUUAUCAAGGUUUUCCAGUCAAUACUGUUUUAAAAAAAGUUAACAAAAUUAAAUUUGUUUUACAAUAUUUUAGCUUUACUGUGAAGAAUCUGUCUUCAGUAAACAAGUGUUAAGCAAGAGCAUAUUGCAUUUUAUAUAUAUAAAUCAUUUUGUGCACAUUUUGGGAAACUAUUGUCAAUCUUAUUAGCCUGAUGAAAGGAAGAAUUUGUAAAAUGAAUUGUUCUUGAUACAUAGUUGAACGAUUACCUAUAAAUUAAAGCAGCGAUAUAUACAGUAAGAUAUUCCACACAACCCAAAGUGCCUAUUAAAUCCUUUUUAUUGUGUAGAAUACCUAACUUAUUGAAACAGAGAAAAUGGUGUUUUCAAUCACCAUGUACAAGCAAAUCAGCUGACGCUUGAAUGCAAGUGAGAGGGAACGUUAAAUUUUGUAUACACCCCGGCUCUUGUGUAUUUUUUCUGUUUCAAAUAUAAAAACCUCUCAUGUCAUUAAUUUGGUUAGAAUAACCUGCCAUCUGCAUGUUCACGUCUAGGUCAACAAAAACAGUUCUCCGUGCACUCAGUGAGUUGCUGCUGCCAGAAUUAAUAGUUAGGGGAAUGCCGGCCUUGUGACUAUCCAGCAAGAUGAGACUUACUCUGAGUGUCUGUAGACAUUAAUAAAACUUUUCCGAUUCAGCAAAUCUAAUGAUGAAGGAGCAGGCAAAUCGCUGCUCUUUGCUUUUGUUCCCGACAAGCAUAGAUUUUUCAAAACCCAAGAAUUCAUCCUGCAGUUUUAUAAAAGAAAAAGUACAAUAACUGUUAUAUGCUAUUAAAGAUGUUUAAGAACAGAGUUUAAACUUCAUUCACACUGUAACAAGGUUUUAGCUGCUGUUACUUUACAAAUUUAAGUGUUUAAUUGUAUACCUAAAAAUAUGGAUAUAUUUUAAAUCAAAAUUGUAUAUUUAUAAUUAUGUAUUUAUACUAAUAUACAUUGUUACUGAAUAUUUCACACUACUUAAUAUAUUACUAAUGAAUAAAGAUGUUACAUUUACAUGGUCAGUGCAGUUAAACUAAAACAAACCACAUAUGAAGUGCAGUGUGUAAUAGUAUCCAGUUCGAUUAGUGUUGAAACAUAUUUUUAUGUGUUUUAGUGUCUAACAUCAUUGCGAGUUAAAAGUGCAAAAGUACAGUGUUGAAUCGGAUUACCAUCUGUACAGACAAUAUAAUGUACACAAGCACUCAUAACAACAAUCUCAGAUGAUCAGUAUCAUACAGUGGUUAAAUAUUAUAAUUAAUAAGUAAUUGAAGUGUUGUGUAAUGUAUUUUAUGUAAUUCUUCUGUAAUAUAUGUUAAAUAUAUUUGAUAGUUUGGAUUAAUAUUCCAGGUUGUUACUUCGGUGUGGAGUUUACUUGUUGUGGUGAUAUUUUUCUACUUUAUGUAAAGUUUUGCUUGUAAAAUAAAUAUAUUUUAUUGCCAAAAAAGGAUAAAAAAUAAAUGUAUGUUUGUUGUAAGUUUA